Molecule: messenger RNA, 2809 nt
Organism: Dromiciops gliroides (monito del monte)
Lineage: Eukaryota; Metazoa; Chordata; Mammalia; Microbiotheria; Microbiotheriidae
Gene: MED22
Product: mediator complex subunit 22
Exons: 4
Coding region: 170-592 (140 amino acids)
Biological process (GO): regulation of transcription by RNA polymerase II
Cellular component (GO): mediator complex
Molecular function (GO): transcription coregulator activity
Source: RefSeq, a predicted model, not a curated record
AGGGUUGUGGGAAGGAGGUAGUCUUAAGGGCCAAAGCGGAAACUUUCUCCUCCUCUCCCCCUCCCAGCGUAGCUUUUAAAGGGACCGCCAAGCAUUUCUCUCUUUCUAGUCCUUAGAGCUGGGCUGAGCGAGGCCAAAUUCAGAUUCCAAGAGGAGACAGGAUAAUGCAAUGGCCCAACAAAGAGUCCUCCCCCAGAGCAAAGAGACCCUUCUUCAGUCCUACAACAAGAGGCUGAAGGAUGAUAUCAAGUCUAUCAUGGAUAAUUUCACUGAGAUCAUAAAGACAGCCAAGAUUGAAGAUGAAACUCAGGUGUCCCGGGCAACUCAGGGUGAGCAGGACAAUUAUGAGAUGCAUGUGAGAGCGGCCAAUAUUGUCCGUGCUGGGGAAUCCCUGAUGAAGCUCGUGUCUGACCUCAAGCAAUUUCUCAUCCUCAAUGACUUUCCCUCCGUGAAUGAAGCCAUCGAUCAGCGCAACCAGCAGCUUCGGAGCUUGCAGGAUGAGUGUGACAAAAAGCUCAUUUCCCUGAGGGAUGAGAUUUCCAUUGACUUGUAUGAGCUGGAGGAGGAGUAUUACUCGUCCAGGUACAAAUAGGGCUCUGUACUCCAGAAGCUUGUGAAACUGCCUCCUCUUCCUUCUUCAUCCGCCUCUCCCAGGGAGCAGGCAGCAGAAGAGCUGGCCAAAUCAGGCCUUGGAGGAAGCUUGAGGCCCUUCCUUCAGCUGUGCCUCCCAAGGUUACUGGCCUUCCUGACUUUUGUGGGGUUUUCUCACCCUCAUGAGAUGAUCUCUUACCCUGGAAGCUCUGUGAAGGCCAGUAAGGAUGGCAGUAGUUUAUUCUUGGCCCCCUAAAAGAAAAACUCACCUUUUCUUUGGUGACCCCAGUACCUGCUUCUCUGGGGAAGUCAGUAAUGCCAAAGGGAAUGGACACUGAGCUAUGGGUGUGGGCACGCCUCUUCCCCAGAAUAGCUGGUCUCAGAACAGAUACCUGGACUAAAGCAUUGCACCCACUGUAGGUUUUUGAAUAUCUACUUUUUUGCUUUAGUGAUUUCCCAUGGUGAAUGCUCAUUGAAUCUUAAGAGUUUCAGAACUGGAAGGGAUAGACCUUCAAUCUUAUUUAGUACAACUUAUUUCUAGAUUGGAAAACUCAGGCCACAGAGGGAAUGGAGAUUUGACUGAGGAAUAAAAUCUAUGUCUCUUGAGGCCCACACUACACUAAGCUGCCUUUAUAAAUCAGCCUUCCUGAUAAGGUAGCACAUGCUAAUUCUAUACUGUUUCAAUUGCUACUCUGUUAUGUAAGCUUUUAAAUUGCUAGUUUUCUCUUUGAUCAUAGACUGAUUUCUUUCAGCCAACUAGCCUGCACUUAUUUCACCCAUGUAGGAGAUAGGUGCUCAGGGAACAUAGACCAAUUUUAACAUUAACCUGAACUAGAUAGAAUCAGGGACAGAUUGGAUUCAGGGUGAAGCUGAGAAUAACAGUGGAAAAAUUUCCUAGCACACACUGCAUUUCAAAGCCCAAUCUUGGUAACUUUUUGAUUAUUUACUUUGGGAAUUCUCUAUGUUACCUAAAAAUCAUAGCAUGUCAGAACUGGAAAGGGCCUUAAACAUAUCUAGCUCAAGAAUACUUACUUUUUUUUGGGGGGGGGGUCAUGGACCCCUCUGGCAGUCUGAUGAAGCCUGUGGAACCUUCUCAAACAAUGGAAGGAAAUAAGGAUGCAAUUUUUGUCCUACCCAAGUUCACAGCCCUCUCUGAAAUAUUUCCAGGUUAAGGCUUUCCCUCACCCCAUCCUGAUCUAGCUCAGUUCUGUUUUACUGAGGUCAAGGGAGAAAAAGGGAAUUGUUUCUCUCUGCUCAGUAGACACAGAGCUGAUAAAUCCUCAGAUUUAUCUCUGGGUGGCUUUAUGCCUCCUUUUCCCCAUUGGACCUAGCAGUGCCUUUAAAAUGCUCAUUUUUGCACCAAAGAGGCUUGUGAAUCUGGUUUGGAAAAGGGUCUAAGGCCAGAACUUGGUAUGGAUUUAAAAUGUAUAGUUGAACCUUCUUAUGACUUUUAUUUUUCUGAAGAGACUCGUCUUUGGCCCAUCUCUUAUUGGCCUGAACUAUUAUAAAUAUUUUAAAUGUAAAGGGAGAAGUUCAUUUUUGGAGCCAGAGAUCAGUUGGCAGAAGGACACCACAGCCAUCAUCCCAUGCCACACUUUUUAUUCCAUCUCUUCCCAUCUCUCCUGAAUUUUCAGGAUCUUUGUCCACUCAUCUUGUGAGGGGCAGGACUAGGACUAGAAUCCAGGUCUCCUGAUUCCUGGACUAGUGUUCUUUCUAUAACUCAUCUCCCUUCCUUGUUAUCCUAACAUUAAGCUCUCAGAUUUAACUGUCCUUUCCCCCAUGUUUGCCAUACUACCUAAUAAAAUGACCUCAAUUCAAAUUCCCAAGUGCUUUACCUGUAAAGUCCUCCAUGACCUUCUCUUCCUCCCCCCCCCCCCAAUCUUUCCUUCCUACCUCCCUGAAGUAGGUGAAUGCCUCAAAUCUGUUCCUGGAAGUCCCAGAAUGCCUUAGUGGUGGUCAUGGUGAUGGGGUAAGCUUGGGGCAAGUGGGACAGCCCCCUGUUGGAAAUGAUGGUCCCCACAUACCUUGCCCUACCAUGCACCCUCUACUUAGGGCCCUUUACAACAAUCCUAAGGGGGCAGGUUGGUGAUAAUGAUGAUUUUGAAAAUGUCAGUUGUGUCUCCAUCCUGUUAAGUAUUUGAAUCUUAUCAUUCUCUAUCCAAUUUCCAUUUUCCCCUAUCCCCAUUCCCAUGUAAAUAAAGUUUUCAAUGUAAGCAAA